This is a messenger RNA of Lactuca saligna, 1497 nucleotides long. NCBI's taxonomy places the organism in Eukaryota, Viridiplantae, Streptophyta, Magnoliopsida, Asterales, Asteraceae. The record is from the annotation of a GenBank genome assembly.
UGAACACUCUCUUUUUGCUAAACUUAUACGUUGCUAUAUAAUCUUCAUUAAUUAGCACUCUUCACUAUACAAAUUUUUUUGUUUGUUUUGUGAAAUAGUGUAUUAAUAUCUUAGAAAUUAUCAAAACAUUAUUUUUCUCAUCCCAAGCUAUCCCAAAACUACUUUUACGUCAAAUAAAAAACUCGAGUUACUAAAAGAAAAUAUACAAAAAAAAUGUUUUACUACUAUAGGGACCAAUAUUGUUAAAAUUUGAAACAAUAUCGACCACAAACUUAAAUAAUGAGUAUUACGAGGGGGCAAUUUUGAAAAUAUUUGUCUUAAAAGCUAACGACAAGACCUUCAAGCAGAUCCAACGGCUCACAUUUAUCCACACCCCUUCUCCCCAAAGAGAGUUUUCCAACUUGUGUUGUGCCAUAAAAUCCCACUUCUAUAAUCUUCUUUCUCACUAGGUUUUCUAUUUGGGGAGACACAGCUCGGGUGAUUCCGAAAAGCGUUAAACUGAAUCAUCGAUCGAGAGAUUUACGAACCGCUAUAUGUUCGUGUAAUCGAUCGAUUUGGUUUAAUAGAUUUGGAGUUUUUCGUGUUUUGUGGAGAAAUCAGAGGUUUAAUUUUGAGGUUUUUAGGGAGUAGUAAUCAUGUUUUUGGUGGAUUGGUUCUAUGGAGUUCUGGCAUCGCUAGGUCUGUGGCAAAAGGAGGCUAAGAUCUUGUUUUUAGGGCUCGAUAAUGCCGGCAAAACCACUUUGCUUCAUAUGUUGAAAGACGAGAGACUCGUUCAGCAUCAGCCAACUCAGUAUCCGACAUCUGAAGAACUGAGUAUUGGGAAAAUUAAGUUCAAAGCCUUCGAUUUGGGAGGACAUCAGAUCGCUCGUAGAGUCUGGAAAGAUUACUACGCCAAGGUGGAUGCAGUGGUAUACCUAGUGGAUGCAUAUGAUAAGGAAAGAUUUGCAGAGUCAAAAAAAGAACUAGAUGCACUUUUGUCAGAUGAAUCAUUAGCAAAUGUACCUUUUUUAGUCCUAGGCAACAAGAUUGACAUCCCUUAUGCUUCAUCAGAAGACGAGUUGCGAUACUUCUUGGGCCUAACGGGCCUCACCACAGGCAAAGGGAAAGUAAAUCUUGAAAACUCGGGUGUUCGCCCUCUUGAGGUGUUCAUGUGUAGUAUUGUGAGAAAGAUGGGGUAUGGUGAUGGCUUUAAGUGGGUUUCUCAGUAUAUCAAGUAGUUAACUCCUUUGGUUUGGUUUGGUUUGGUUUGGAAGGAAAAAAGAAGAAAUGUUAUAUUGGAUUUGGAUUUGAGGAUAUAUGUUUGUUUGAUAAAUGGUGUGUUUUAUAACUGAAUGGAUGGAUAUUAAGUAUGAAAUUUUAUGUUUGGUUUGUUUUCUUUGGGUGUGAAGUUGUGGUACAAUCCUUUAUGCAAAUGUUAUUAUGGCUUAGGUUUCAUAAAAUGAUUGAGAAAAACUAUAUCUUUGCAUUUUUGUCUAUAAAAGAAGCUAUCAAUUUUCA